Molecule: messenger RNA, 2503 nt
Organism: Linepithema humile (Argentine ant)
Lineage: Eukaryota; Metazoa; Arthropoda; Insecta; Hymenoptera; Formicidae
Product: coiled-coil domain-containing protein 50-like
Source: RefSeq, a predicted model, not a curated record
CUUGUCCGUUCCAAGAUGGAGAGAAAACAACAUCACGGCUGCUCUCGUGCAAAGUGGUUGUAAACACAGACGGUGUCGUCGAUGAUUCUGCUGCUUGUCCCGCGUGAAAUCGACGAGAACGUGCAAUGGCGAAAUCCGUGCUGAGCUCGGACACGCUACCGAAGGCGGGUCGCGUGAACGAAGUGUGUCGUGAAUGGCUGGUGCAUGAGGACGGAGCGCUGGCUUAUCGGCUUCAGGAUGAAGAAAUCAAGGAGCAUUACACCGGCAACAAAACACGUAAUGCGCAGGUGAGGGAAGAUUUACCGCGAGCCAAAGUUGAACAGGAAUUAGAAGCAUUGAGAUAUCAAAGCUACGUUCAACAACAGGAAGAGAGAGAUGCGCUCGUUGCAAGGCAGAUUGCACUUUCUCUGGAGCGAGAAGAGAAGCAGAGAGAACGUGAAUUGCAAGAGUUGAUGAGAUUACAGCUAAGGUUGGGAGAUGAGGCUAUGCAGCAGGAGAUUGAGAAGCGUAUACAGGAAGAAAAAGAUGAGGAACUGGCAAGGAAGUUGCAGAAAAAAGAAGAGGUAGACAAUCACGAGGAUCCGGAAAGCGAGCAAUUUAUGUUGGAUCAGAAAUUAGCAAUGGAGGCGCAGGAUGCUGAAUUGGCGCGUAUGCUUCAAGAUAAGGAGCGCGCGAAAGCGCGCAGAGCGCGAGAGAGAGCGAAGCAGAAGAAGCUGGAGCGAGAACGUCUGCAGCAACAGCAGCAGCAACAACAGUUGGACGAGCAAAAUCUGGUGGAACGACCUCAGAGACCGGACAGACUGGACUUACGGACUCCGCCGGUCAAAAAUCGAGCUCGUAAUCCCGUCAAUUACCCACAGUAUCCGGAUCCUGAGGAGAUCCAGACGCUGGAUGAUACCGAUAAUGUGCGAGAAAUGGCGAACGUCGCGGCCAUCAUCGAUCCCACUUACAACGCACAUCGGGGUACUUCGAGCAGCUCGAGUAGUACAGUAAGCCCUACGUAUGCACUGCCAACGCCGCCGCAGGAGCUGAUGACUGAUGACGUACCUUGUUACAUGCCGAUUCAAGGGCAGCGACGAAAUCAGGUUCAGUCGCCAUCUAAUACGCAUGAGGAGAAGCACAAACGGCGCGUCAAAGACGGCUCGUGUACUGUCAUAUCUUACGCAAUGAUGUAAUUCGUAUUGCGCGAAAUACAAUGUGCCUUUUAAAGGGCAUACGAAUCGGAGGGCCUUGAUGCAAAUUAAUGAAUUACUCAGCAAUAAAUCAAGAUAAAAUAAUGACGCUACGAUGCUGAUAUCCAAGUGGAUAAAUUGUACCGUCCUUGCUGCUACGUUUAUCACGUCUGCUUGCUAUUAAAUAUAUAUAAGAUACUAGACUAUCAAAAAAUCACUUUAUUGAUAAUAAUGCUCUUUUCAGUAUUAGAAUUUUUUACACUUUUACCAAAAAGUAAGAGCAAAAAAAGUAUCGUAGACAAUCAAAGAACAGUUUGUAAGAGAUAUAUUCAGCUUCGUGCACUUAGAUGUGACAAUUAAGCAGUGUUACAUACGUUGAUUGACUGCAAAAGUUUAUAUCACAUGGCCUCAUAAUUCGUAGAUGGGUCAAACGCACAAAGUGUAAUUGAAACGCGUGAACAAAUCAUGAUUAAAAGAAUAGAAAAUCGUAGAAGUUUCCAUAAAUUUUGUCUCAGAUUUUAUCUCAACGUUUAAAUAGAAAAUAAAUGUAAAAGAGAAUCUCGUGCUUUUGAUACAUUCAAAUUUGCUUAUAUAGCAUGAAUGUUUUGCAGACUGUAUACAAGGACUCUCUAGAUGAUCUGCGACAUUAAUUCGAUCAUAAGUCGUGACUAUUUGAAACUCUUUUAUAGGUAGUAAGAUAGUACAUAACAGAUGACAACACUGCCAAAGAUAACACUUUAAUGUUGGCCUUUAAACAGAUAGAUGAAAGUGUUAAUAAGGAAGGCGUGUGUAUUAUGCGUGCAUAAAGAUCUAUAUUAAGCGAGUGUUAAGUAUUGCAAUUUUUUCCAAACUUUGAAACAUGAGCAAGCUUUCAAAAUGCUUAGCCAUAUUGUUGAUCCUAAUAUUUUGAAAAGUUAGAACGCAAAAUAGCCAUGAAAAAUACUAAUAAUAGUUGUCAUAUCUCCUCCCCCCCCCCUCCCCCGCCCCCAAAAAAGAAAAGAAUAUUUUUAACUAAUUACAAUUUCGAAGCGACACUUAUGAAACACUAUUAGAAUUUAUGUAUCAUUAAAUCUCGAUCGUUGCAAUGAACGUACGUAGUUUUAUUAUAUAUACAAUGUAUUAUUUACUAAUUUAUAUAAGAAACGAUAAGAGAAUCUGUAUCCAUAGCUUCAGGUAAUAUUCCAUUAGAAUAUAUAAGCUUAUUUGUAACGACGUAUUAUUUGUGGUGAUUGGAGGAUUUUCUCUUUUUGAUAAUAUGUAUUAUUUUUCCUUUACAUUUAUUGUAUUCAUACAACUAUACUUGCGUAUGUUUAAUAAAUUAUUUACAAAGU